Molecule: messenger RNA, 2286 nt
Organism: Homarus americanus (American lobster)
Lineage: Eukaryota; Metazoa; Arthropoda; Malacostraca; Decapoda; Nephropidae
Product: teneurin-3-like
Exons: 14
Coding region: 515-2077 (520 amino acids)
Biological process (GO): motor neuron axon guidance
Source: RefSeq, a predicted model, not a curated record
GAGUCCAUCAAGCGUGUGAGUCAGGAGUCUGUGUAACCUUAUAGCAGAGUCACAGCAGAUGACCGUUCACCGAUGAAAUGGAACCUGAAGGCCGCGCAAGGUCAGGGCUAAUCGUAGUAGUAGGCGAGGUCCGCGUUCUGAUUGGCGGAGCAGCAACCAAUCAGGCGGGACAAAUUCUUCGGGUAACCAGUACUCAUCGAGCGACGAAGAGUGUGGCGUCAGAAGCAGUGGGCGGGGCUACCGGGCCUCACAGAGAACAGACCACAUAGGGGCCACCUUUCAGCUCCUCCACCUGGCUCCUCCCACACGUGAGCGCGGCAGUAAUCGGUCGCGCGCCACCACGCCCCUCAGCCACGCCUCUGACCCUGAGCUAGCAGACCCGCCCUCCCUCCACGACGCCGCCCACGCCAACCACAACAAUCUGUCCCAUUACCGCGCCCAGUACGCCACGCCCUCUGUCGGGGGCGUGGGCGUGGUAGGUUCUGUGCCCGGGGACACCAGCUCCGCGGCCGUCAUGAACCAGCUGGGGGCAGGUCACGGCCAUUACUACCAGGAGAUACCCCAGGGUGGCCUCCACUAUGCCAACCACCUCGAUGAGUACGACUCCCCCGUGCUGAAGGGGAGUCGUAAGUUCCCCCAGGGACGGCGGAUCCAGGCUGGGGGGUCGUCGCUGUCGUCGUCGGACAACAACUCAGACACUACUUACGCCGAGAGCGACAUUAACUCCAGUCUGAGAGCCAAGAUGGCCGCCCUCGAUAAUGACGCGUCCGGCACGCCCCCAGACCCGGCCCCGCCAGAGAUCCCUGUCCGGGGUCCCUCCCACCACCACCCACUUCUGGCCGCCUCCAGGAGGGCUGGCGGCGUCCCUCCACCCUCCUCCACCAACAACACGGUCGUGGCUCCUCCCUCCCCCCACUACCAGGACCACCACCCUGACGAUACCUACCAGCAACCUAACUCCAACGUCUUCCUCUCGCAAGUUUUCAAAUCAGAGUACUUGAUGAGUGGCAGCAGUCCGCGGUAUGGGACUGGGACGGCGCCCAAGUCACCUGGUGCUGGAGGUGCUAUGCUCUACGGCUCCACUCCCUCCGCUGACUACCUCUCCGUCAACAAUACCCAGCCCAGGUUGCUAGGAACCCUGAGCUCGCAGAAGGGCUCUAUCGCCCCUGGAGGAGGAAACCUGACGGCCCUACCCGCGGUGAGGAAUGACCUGGCCCUGGGCUCGGCGGCUUCGUUCUCCGGGCGGGGACUGCACCUGGGCAAGACGUGGCGGGAGAGGUGUUCCUGGAGGUGUGCCGCCAUAGGCCUCAUCAUCUUCUCCGCCACCCUCGCCGCCCUCCUCGCCUGCUUCAUCGCCAUGGCCAGCCUGGACAGCGGUACUAAGGGUUGCAUCGUGGUGGAAGACGCAGCCAAAGUCACUGCCGCAGGUGCUGAAACGAACAACGCUGAGACCACGACCCGACCUACGCAAACGUACUCACCGCCAUUGACCACCACCCUGGCUCGGCCGCCCAAACCAGACACGGGCGGCACGGAGCUAACACGCCUACGUGACCUGAACCGACGCUACGUGAACAAGAUCGCUCCUAGAGGCUACUGGAACGCCCAGUUUGAAGUGAAGCAACCCACGUUCAUGAGGUUCAACUUGACUGUGCCACGGACGGCGCACCUGGCCAUCUUCGGGAGGAGGAACGUGGCGCCCACCAUCACCCAGUAUGACUUUGUCGAGUUCAUUAAGAGCGGCCGGCCAGGACGGGCCAAGAGGGAAGCCAAGUGGGAUCCCAGAACAGGUACUAGCGAGGCAGGUGACACUCCUGAAGCGGUGACGUCGCCCUCAGACACACUACAGGACGUGAUCGAGGUUUACCCUUACCUCCGUGGCCACCACCUCGACCUCGACCACGCUCUCAAGGACGAUCUAGAUGAUCUCCUGAAGACGAAAUCAGAGACGGAGGCCAAGAACACACCUGAAUCUUCGACGGGGCCGCAGCAGGAGGAGGAGGAGGAGGUGGUCGAGGAGCCUCUAGCACUGCCGGCACUCUCCAGGCCGCGGCUUGCACAUUCGACCACGGGGUGAACGUCAGCCUGGUGGAGUACCUGGACACCGGUAUGGGUACCUGGCCAUCUACAACGACGGCAUUGGGUGGAAGCAGGUGGAGCUUCAUCUAGGGGAGGAACCUGACCUCCAAUCAGCGUGUCCCAGCGACUGUACCAACCAUGGGUCAUGUGUGCUUGGUCGUUGUGAGUGCCUGCAGGGAUGGGUCGGCGAGACUGCUCAAAUAAGUG